UAUUUACAGGAGCCAGUUUAAUAGAUCGUAAAUACUCACCUCCAACUAGUGUUGAGGUUAAGAAUCCGUACUUAGAAGUUCUGAAACGUAAACACUUAAAACGUGUGCUGAGUACCAAUGUGAUAACCUGUCACGUAUCUGAACAGUCCUGCUGAGUAAAUGCUGAGGAAGACAAAGAAACGUAAUGUGGUAAUGGACCAGUUCGCAAGGGGAGACCAUCUUCACGCAAGAAGACGAGAUUAUGGACCACAGUACGGACAGCAAAUUCACACUAUCAGCGGGAGCUUUGGAAAGGUCAAUUUCGAUGGUAGCCAUGGCUACACCAGAAAUAUACAUCUCGCGCAACACGGCAACAAACUCAUCGGUCGCGCCGUGCCGAGCUGCAGUUGCACAACAUGUGUUGAUUUGUUCAACGAAUUCUGUGACAGGAGCACCUUGCAUGGUCUCAAAUAUGUCGGCGACAAAAAGCUGCACUUUGUGGAAAGGUUGUUUUGGUCAGUGGCAUUCAUUCUUGCCACCAUUACUGCGGGCUACUUCAUCAACACUGUUUACGCCAAGUGGGACGAGACCCCGGUCAUCGUCUCCAUUGGGGCAAGGACUACUCAACUCACCGACAUUCCGUUCCCAGCGAUCACCAUCUGCACCAUGAAUGAAGUACGGAAAUCUGAAGCUGACAGGAUAAACAAAUCAAAAAAUAAAACAGACAUAUUAUUCCAGAAACUGAUGAAGGAUGUGUGUAAUAAUUCUAACAAAGAGAAACCGAUAACCAAAUAUAGUAAUAAAUCCGAUGGCUUUGACACUAUCCUAAACUUCAUGGUGACGGUCAGACAGCCAUGCCAUGAAAUGAUCAAAGCUUGUUACUUUGCUGGGGAUCUUAAGAAUUGCACUGACAUCUUUAACCCUUCACUAACAGAUGAAGGAAUCUGCUGUUCCUUCAACAAAGUGAAGAGAGAGUAUAUAUUCAGAAACCCACGUAAUCUCUCCGAUCUGAAUGUGACCUUUCCAAUGGAUACCGUAGACUGGACUCCGGAAGCAGGAUAUCCACCUAGCAGUUCCCCCGAUACACUCCCCUGGAGACCUCGUGGUUCAGGGACUCACUUGGGAUUGACUAUUGUCUUAGAUGCAGAAUUACAACAAUUUCACUGUUCGACAUCUGCGAGUGUUGGCUUCAAGUUGCUCCUUCACAAUCCAGUGGAGACGCCCAAGAUCGCAGACUUUGGGUCACUGAUAGCGCCAGGAAGAGAGUAUCGGAUAAAAAUCAAGCCAGUCAUUAACAACUCCACAAUGUCACUCCGUAAUGUGAAAGAAGUAAGCCGACAGUGCGCCUAUUCACAAGACAAGUAUCUUCAGUUUUACCGUACAUACACAAAGAGGAACUGCAUUCUGGAGUGUGAGGCCAACUAUACCUUCGAUGUCUGCAAAUGCGUCCCAUUCUACCUGCCAAAGGACAUUAAUACUCCUAUAUGUGGCAAGGAGGAGGAGAGUUGUGCAAACAAGGCUCGAAAGCUUCUUGAUAUGAAGAUUCUAAAAGAAGGUCAAAUUGACAUGCCAGAAGAUUGGAUUAACCCUGUCUGUCAGUGUCUGCCCGGAUGCAACGAAAUCAGUUACGUGUCGUCCAUGACCCACAGCCACAUGAAUGCAUCGUUUGCUGCGAAUAAAGGCUACAUAGAAGAAGCAGUCCUGUUAAAUGAUGAAAUGAGAAACAGUAUUACGGUGGUGCAUCUCUACUUCACGGAGACGCAAUUCCUGAGCUACUAUAAGACAGAGCUGUUUGGUCUCAGUGAGUUUCUAUCCAGCACAGGGGGACUCCUGGGGCUGUUCAUUGGCUUCAGUUUCCUGAGUGCAGUGGAGAUUUUGUACUUCGCAUCUGUAAGACUUUGGUGCGGCAUAGUGAGAAGGCGUAACACAGCUGUGAACAAUUAUCCAUUUGUUGAGUGAAUUAUGGGCACGACAGCCUAAAAUCGAAUAAUCAUAUGUUUUUUACCCCCCUCCCUCCCAUAAACAUAGUUUUUUUUCCAGAAAUAGCACAAUUUUAGUGAAUUAUAUUAAUUUCAUACCUCACAAAUACAUUAUAUCAUAAAUAUUCAAAUAUAUUCUGUUCAUUAAAAAGCGUGCUGUCCCAUGUGUAUUUU
Molecule: messenger RNA, 2132 nt
Organism: Zootermopsis nevadensis
Lineage: Eukaryota; Metazoa; Arthropoda; Insecta; Blattodea; Termopsidae
Product: pickpocket protein 28
Biological process (GO): sodium ion transmembrane transport
Cellular component (GO): plasma membrane
Molecular function (GO): ligand-gated sodium channel activity
Source: RefSeq, a predicted model, not a curated record